AUCUCCACAGUGAAAAGGUUUUCGGUCCGUCCAAGUGCCGCUGUCUAGAAAGGCUACGCUUUGCCAAGAGCUGCAAGACGCAACCACUCCUGGACAAGCAUAUAGCUUAAGCUAUCUCGCACCUCCACGAUACAAAUCGGACUCCGCUGCAGUUUUUAGACGCAUUCAUGCUUCACCCCAACUGCCUGCAUUCGUUCGAAGUCGCCGAUCGUUUAUGACACCCAGAGUUAGAUCAGAUCGUCGACAGACCACUGUUUUCACUUUAAACGUACCGAGCAAAAUUCGCAAUCACGGAUUACUCGAAUAUGUUGUCUAACCCACUCCAGCGGUUUUCACCGUACCAUGCCUUACCUUCUAAUACAUUGCUUUCUAACGGCCAUGUGCCGGGGAGCCACCUUCACGCGGCUGGCCUCGACACAUUUGGCCAUGGAUCGCAAUACACUCUUCAGCACCUUCAACACCAUGUAGGAGUUCACGCCCCGCAUCUGGCUCGGGCACCGCAGCCAAAACAUCGACAGCACCCCUACGGAGGGCCCAGCACGAGGGCUACAGGAGCAGCUGGCCCCAUCAGAAGGAGGAUAAGCAGGGCUUGCGACCAGUGCAACCAGCUGAGGACCAAGUGUGAUGGACAACACCCUUGUGCCCAUUGCAUAGAAUUUGGACUGGGCUGUGAGUAUAUUCGAGAACGAAAGAAGCGAGGUAAAGCGUCCCGCAAAGAUCUUGCCCAGCAAGCUGCGGCCCAGGCUGCUGCGGCCGCCGCCACUCAAAAUGGCCAGAAAUCGCCAAACCAAAACGACGAUAACGAAGGCUCUGGUGAGCAACAAACGGACAGCACCUCCUCCGCGAAGCCUGAGCAGCAAACAGGCUCCAGUGAUAAGGUAUUAAACGAUAUCAACGAGGAUGCCAUACAGCGUAGCCAAAGGACGGGGAGUCUCGAUAGCUUAGCGGAGUUAAGUUCUCACCAGCCUCACUUAACGGGCCACACUGGAGGUAUGGAGCGGGACCAGCUCGAUAGUCCUACCUCGUUAGAUCUCAACGGGUAUGGUAAUGUUCAGAACCCAUAUGACAGGCAAGGAAUGGGACAUUUGAUGGGCGGGUCAGCACACAACACAUAUGGCUCAAACCAAGGCAACCUCUCGAACUAUCCUGAGAUUCCUUACGGUUUGCAGGCCCAAAGCCCUACUAACUAUUCGGCCAACGCUCAGCCGACAUUUCGUAUAGGAACCAGCCCUCUCAGCGCAUAUCCCAUAGGCGGAGAACCCACGUCGCCCGGAUGGAUGUCGAUAUCUUCACCUCCGCCACAGUUCCAAUCCCACAUUCCGCAAAAUAACUACCACCAGCAGCUAAGAUACCCGGUUCUAAACCCCCUAAUACCCCACCUCGGAAAUAUCAUACCUGUUUCUCUUGCCUGCGACUUAAUCGAUCUAUAUUUCGCGAGUUCGUCAUCUGCUCACGCUCACCCGAUGUCUCCCUACGUACUGGGUUUUGUCUUUCGAAAACGAUCAUUCUUACACCCCAGCAAACCCCGUCAAUGCCAGCCGGCGUUAUUGGCAAGCAUGCUUUGGGUAGCGGCACAGACGAGCGAUGCCCCAUUUUUAACUACCGUUCCAUCUGCAAGGGGCAAGAUCUGCCAGAAGUUGCUUGAACUUACUGUUAGCUUGCUAAAGCCAUUAAUACACACUCCGUCUGGAGAGGCCUCGCCAGUUUCCAGCCCAGUAAUAGAUGGGGUUGCUUUGGGAGGAUUAGGCGUUGCCCUCCCUGGAUCUAUGAGCAUAGAGAAUCUUACAGGAGAAUCAGGAGCAUUUGGUGCUGCUGGGACGCUCGAUGAUGUCGUCACUUACAUCCAUCUCGCCACGGUGGUUUCCGCUAGCGAAUACAAGGGUGCUAGCCUUCGAUGGUGGAAUGCUGCGUGGUCUCUCGCAAGAGAGUUAAAGCUAGGCCGAGAACUCCCAGCAAGCGCACCCUCCUUGGUCCAAGGCAAUAAUGGCCAAGAUGUCGACGCGGAUGGAGAAACCGAGGAUGGCCUUGGUAAUAACGUUGCCCCGGGAACCGUUAGUGAAGAGGAACGAGAAGAGCGAAGGCGCAUAUGGUGGCUUACCUAUAUUGUAGACCGCCACUUAGCAUUGUGCUACAACAGGCCAUUAUUCUUACUCGAUAUCGAAUGCGAAGGUCUCCUUCAGCCCAUGGAUGACACCGAAUGGCAGAAUGGAAACUUUAACGCUCACGCCACUGAUCCGGCCCUAUCAGAGCAGUCUGGGUCUGAAGGGGCUCGGGUGCGCGGACCACAUUUCGAGUGUACUGGUCACAGUAUAUUUGGCUACUUCCUGCCCCUGAUGACCAUAUUAGGCGAAAUAGUAGAUCUUCACCAUGCUCGCAACCACCCCCGAUUUGGCAUUACCUUCCGCUCGGCUAGGGAAUGGGAUGACCAGCAAGCCGAGAUUGUGCGGCAUCUUGAGGCGUAUGAGGAAAGCCUAAAGAAAUUCGAGCAGAGGCAUUUCAACGCGAGUUCGGAGGACAAGAACGAACAGUCUGCUACAUUAGAGAUGCCGUCCGAACUAGACCAAAUUGGCUCGCCAUCCGGACGAUCCGUUCAUACUAGCUCUUCACGCAUGACCGAAUCCGAUAUCCAAACCCGCAUCGUCAUGUCUUACGGCACGCAUGUCAUGCAUGUGCUCCAUAUUCUUCUCACUGGAAAGUGGGAUCCCAUUAAUCUCAUUGACGACAAUGACCUGUGGAUCUCAUCACAAGGAUUCAUCACCGCUACGGGACACGCCGUGUCUGCCGCGGAAGCUAUAAGCAACAUACUCGAGUAUGAUCCGGGCUUGGAGUUUAUGCCUUUCUUCUUCGGUAUCUAUCUGUUACAAGGUUCAUUCUUGCUACUACUCAUUGCCGACAAGCUACAGCUUGAGGCAUCAGCCAGCGUAGUACGUGCUUGUGAAACAAUCAUCCGCGCGCACGAAGCGUGCGUGGUCACGUUAAACACUGAAUAUCAGCGUAAUUUCAGCAAGGUGAUGCGUAGUGCCCUCGCACAAGUCCGCGGUCGCGUACCUGAAGACCUUGGUGAACAACACCAGCGUCGCCGAGAACUUCUCGCAUUGUAUCGUUGGACCGGCGACGGUACAGGGCUGGCCUUGUAGUAUAUAUAUCCGCCUCAUAUAUACACACAUAUAUAUACCUUACCUAUAUAUAUAUAACAUUUCUUUCUACUGUAGAUAACAAUGAGGUGGCGGGAGUUGGGAGCUUCGUUAACGGCGUUACAAAAUGGACUGAGUGGAGCGGCUGGCGUCUGGAUGUACGGAUGGCCAAAACGAUCCCCGGGGAGCUAACGAAGGAAUCUGUUUCGGACAAAAAA
Molecule: messenger RNA, 3352 nt
Organism: Daldinia caldariorum
Lineage: Eukaryota; Fungi; Ascomycota; Sordariomycetes; Xylariales; Hypoxylaceae
Product: transcriptional activator xlnR
Exons: 3
Coding region: 306-3137 (943 amino acids)
Biological process (GO): regulation of DNA-templated transcription; DNA-templated transcription
Molecular function (GO): zinc ion binding; DNA binding; DNA-binding transcription factor activity, RNA polymerase II-specific
Source: RefSeq, a predicted model, not a curated record